This is a messenger RNA of Pectinophora gossypiella (pink bollworm), 2664 nucleotides long. It is a transcript of the gene Hsc70-3, whose product is annotated as endoplasmic reticulum chaperone BiP. The record is from RefSeq and is a predicted model, not a curated record. Gene Ontology annotation, biological process: endoplasmic reticulum unfolded protein response; cellular response to unfolded protein; protein refolding. Lineage: Eukaryota; Metazoa; Arthropoda; Insecta; Lepidoptera; Gelechiidae. The transcript has 3 exons. Bases 160 to 2142 code for a protein of 660 amino acids. Gene Ontology annotation, molecular function: ATP hydrolysis activity; heat shock protein binding; ATP binding. Gene Ontology annotation, cellular component: cytoplasm; endoplasmic reticulum chaperone complex; nucleus.
CAAACUUCAGUUUUUCGUCAAAAAUCGAAGAAGAAGGAAUCGUAAUUUGUGAGUUUUGCAAAGUGUCUCGCGCAUAGUGCUGUUAACGUGGCUGUGAACUACUCAACAGUUGAAUUAUAAUAUUAUUUCAUCGUCUGGAUUAAUUGUGUACACAGUUGCAUGAUCAAGAUGCGGUGGAGUGUACUAGCGGUCGCGUGCCUCCUGGCGGUUGUCUUCGCCGAGGAGAAGAAGGAGAAAGACAAGGAAAUUGGGACAGUCAUCGGUAUUGACUUGGGUACCACAUACUCAUGUGUGGGUGUUUACAAAAAUGGACGAGUGGAGAUCAUCGCUAAUGACCAGGGUAACCGUAUCACUCCAUCAUACGUAGCUUUCACUGCCGACGGCGAGCGUCUCAUUGGUGAUGCCGCCAAGAACCAGCUGACCACCAACCCUGAGAACACCGUGUUCGAUGCCAAACGUCUCAUCGGUCGUGAAUGGAGCGACGCCACCGUCCAACAUGACGUCAAAUUCUUCCCCUUCAAAGUAGUUGAGAAGAACAGCAAACCUCAUGUCUCAGUUGCUACUUCCCAAGGCGAGAAAAUCUUCGCACCUGAAGAAAUUUCCGCCAUGGUCCUCACCAAAAUGAAGGAGACUGCUGAGGCUUAUCUUGGCAAGAAGGUCACCCACGCCGUCGUCACAGUCCCCGCUUACUUCAACGACGCUCAGCGUCAAGCAACCAAGGAUGCUGGUGUCAUCGCCGGUCUUAAUGUUAUGAGAAUCAUCAACGAGCCCACCGCCGCCGCUAUCGCUUACGGCUUGGACAAGAAGGACGGUGAGAAGAAUGUGCUUGUCUUUGACUUGGGCGGUGGUACCUUCGACGUGUCUCUGCUUACCAUCGACAAUGGUGUCUUCGAAGUAGUCGCUACCAAUGGUGACACCCACUUGGGUGGUGAGGACUUUGAUCAAAGAGUCAUGGAGCACUUCAUCAAACUGUACAAGAAGAAAAAGGGCAAGGACAUCAGGAAAGACAACCGUGCCGUCCAGAAACUGCGUCGUGAGGUCGAAAAGGCAAAGAGAGCUCUGUCCUCCAGCCAUCAAGUCAAGAUUGAAAUUGAAUCAUUCUUUGAGGGUGAAGACUUCUCUGAAACCCUUACCAGGGCUAAGUUCGAAGAGUUGAACAUGGAUCUGUUCCGUUCCACUCUGAAACCCGUGCAGAAGGUGCUGGAAGACGCUGACAUGAACAAGAAGGACGUCGACGAAAUCGUACUUGUCGGUGGUUCCACUCGUAUUCCUAAGGUGCAACAAUUAGUCAAGGAGUUCUUCAAUGGAAAGGAGCCUUCCCGAGGCAUUAACCCUGAUGAGGCCGUCGCUUAUGGUGCAGCUGUACAGGCUGGUGUACUGAGUGGUGAACAAGACACUGACGCGAUUGUACUUCUCGACGUCAACCCUCUUACCAUGGGUAUCGAAACUGUCGGAGGUGUCAUGACCAAGCUUAUCCCACGUAACACCGUCAUUCCCACCAAGAAGUCGCAGAUCUUCUCCACCGCCAGUGACAACCAGCACACUGUCACCAUUCAGGUCUAUGAAGGUGAACGUCCCAUGACUAAGGACAAUCACUUGCUCGGAAAGUUCGACCUCACUGGCAUCCCACCUGCACCACGAGGCAUACCUCAAAUUGAGGUCACAUUCGAGAUCGAUGCCAACGGUAUCCUACAGGUGUCUGCUGAAGACAAGGGCACAGGAAACAGGGAAAAGAUCGUCAUCACAAACGACCAGAACAGACUAACACCUGAAGAUAUUGAAAGAAUGAUCAAGGAUGCUGAGAAGUUCGCUGAUGACGACAAGAAGCUAAAGGAGCGCGUCGAGUCCAGAAACGAGCUCGAGAGCUACGCGUACUCGAUCAAGAACCAGCUCCAGGAUAAGGAGAAACUUGGUGCCAAACUGAGUGAUGAUGAGAAGACCAAGAUGGAGGAGGCGAUCGACGCCUCGAUCAAAUGGCUCGAAGAAAACUCUGACGCCGAGGCGGAGGAGUACAAGAAACAGAAGAAGUCUCUGGAAGAUGUUGUCCAGCCCAUCAUUGCCAAGCUUUACCAAGGCCAAGGUGGAGUUCCGCCCCCAGGCGGCCCCGGCGGUGACGAUGAGGACUUCAAAGACGAGUUGUAACUGAACAGACUGUAAUCGUGUGGUAGCCAAAUGUGAUCUCUGGUCACUACAGGCUGUGCACGCGCGGGUCGCUCGCUCCGUGCACUGCCCGUAUAGCACGAAGUGUUUAGUGUUGUGUAUAUUUAUUGCGUUUGGUUGAGUCGUGUGCGGCGGCCGCGUCUGAGAUUUAAUCGUUUCUUUCGCCGCACAUGAGUGUAAGUGAGGAUGUAUGUUUGUGUGUUGUUUAUUGUAUAAAUUGAUGCAUUUUUAUUUUAGAAAAGCAAUAGAUACAUGUGUGCGAGGGCCUGUUUCCAUGACUGUAACCGUGUCGGUUCGUCUUCCUAACAACUGGUUUUGUUCAACAUCAGAUGAAUCGAGAGUCUCAGUCCACCGAGACUACCUCAGUGUUCUAUGUAUGUAAUUAAUUUGAGACUGCAGAAUUGUUAGUUCUUAAUUAGCAGAAUAAUAUAAUUAUGUAGUAAUUUAAAUAAUUCAAUUGAAGUACGGAGGAGUACAUGAAAUAAAACAUUUUUCUAUGAUGAA